GAUGAAAGGAAAUUUAAGAAACCUCUUUAGUAGACAAGUCCUCUUUGCAUGACUCUCUUCUCUUGCAAUCCAAAGGUGAGGAAAUUUUUGGUGUCCUCUGCCUCUACUUUUUGUUUGCUCCCAAAGUUUCCACAAUCGGGUUCUUCUUUCUUUUUCUUCUACUGCUUAGGAAGAGUAGAGCAUAGUUAUAUUUUGGUGGGGAAAGGAGCAAAGCAAGAUUGCAUAUAGGAGGCUAGCUAGAAGCUGCUUCUUUGACUACAUAUAUAAAUAUUGGUUUAUAAAGAAGAGAACUUUGUGAGAAGAAAUGGAGUUUCCGGAGCUCUCUUUGGCUCCAACACAGUUUGUUGUGAAUAAGAGCAGUAUUUGUUCAUCUCCAGAAUCUGACGGCAACACUUCCCGGAAGAGGAAGUUUUUCAAUGAUCACUCGAUUAAGACUGACCAAGCAGUUCACACUAGUGUUGAUCUUCAACUGAAAGAUCCACUGCCGAUAGGCUGGGAGCAAUGCCUUGAUCUUGAAUCAGGUAGAAUGUAUUAUCUGAACAGGAAGACCUUGAGGAAGAGUUGGGAGUGGCCCAAGUAUCAAAAGCUAGACCUUGAACUCAACAUCUCAACAAACUCAACUUGUUCUGAGCAGUACAGCAGUGGCAGCUCUGUUACACUUGAGGACUCCAAGAAGAAAUACUCCUCAAAUGGUAACAUGAUUGCUUUGGCUUGCUUGAAUUGCCAUCUCCUAGUCAUUCUCUCCAAAUCCUCUCCAUCUUGUCCCAACUGCAAGUAUGUCCAUUCACUCCCAUCCCAACAGACCCCACAAGCCAAAGUCCCAGUUGUCAAGUCCCUCAACACCUUAAGCCUCUUAAAUUGAGCUGUGGAAAAUAAAAAAUCAUGCAUUGGAGAAAUUGAUCAGUGGAAUCAACAUUUUGGUGUAACCAUGCUAAGCUGGUUUAUGAUGUCUUAUUUGAAGUAGAAAAUGUAAAAAUCUAUGGUUAGCCUUUCUUAUGUUUUACUUGUUAUAGAAUAGUCUCAUUUGGUAAUCCUUGGUGAUGAGUGAGACUGACUCUGUAAGAACAAUGAUGGGCUGCAAUACAUUUCCGCUCAAAAGUUAAGUACUACACAAUCAAUUAGACAAAUGUAAUGCAUGAAUCAGCAGCAAUAUUGUUGUGGCCCAUGCCUGUCCCCCUUUUUCACUACAUUUUUUAGUUAAUGUUGAGUUAGUACAACAAAUGGAUAAAUGAUGACCUUUCAGAUUCAUAUCUUUACAGAUACAGAGUCUGGGGGAUCACCUUUCCAAGACCUUUACAAGACAAAAUCACUAUUGAGAAGACUGGUAUUAGUAGUAUAUCUUGUUCAGUUUCCAAAGCAAAAUUGAAGGUGUGCCAUUGGCAUUUGUGAACCUUUUGUGAUCUCACUGAAGAAGCUGUGAAUGCCUGAAGUAGCAGUAAGGCAUUGGUCCAAAAUCCAAAUACUUGCAUUGGGAUCUGUGUAUUUUUGGGCUUUGUGAAUGUUGCUACGUGAACAGAUUGAAAGAAUUUAGGACAUGUUUGAUAUUGUUAUAUAAAUAACAGAAUAUGUAUUUUUAUAAUACUUUUUUAUCUAUAUGUA
This is a messenger RNA of Quercus robur (English oak), 1599 nucleotides long. RefSeq names its product protein CURLY FLAG LEAF 1-like. NCBI's taxonomy places the organism in Eukaryota, Viridiplantae, Streptophyta, Magnoliopsida, Fagales, Fagaceae. Gene Ontology annotation, molecular function: protein binding. The coding region runs from base 305 to 862 and encodes 185 amino acids. The transcript has 2 exons. The record is from RefSeq and is a predicted model, not a curated record.